CCGCGACCUGGCAGCGCCAGUCUGUGAGCAUCGCGCGUUUGGCUCAGAGAGAGGGGAGAGCAGGCUGGUAAACAUCCACCCCGUCACCCCCAGGGGUGUGGGUCCCGUCCGCAGGCUGCGCGGUGGCUCCUGUGCUACUCCGGGCCGGGACAGUGCCUGGCACCAGGCAGACACUCACAUGUUGGCCGGAUGAAUGAAAGUCAUCCAGCAUGCUGCGCCCACCCCACGCCCAGGCGCACUGACCAUGAGCCUCAACUCCUCUCUGGGCCACUGGAAGGAGCUGAGCAACCGCACGGGGGCGGCGGCUGGUGAAGGGGGCGCCAUCGUCACCGAGUUCAUCGCCAUCGUGGUCAUCACCAUUUUCGUCUGCCUGGGCAACCUGGUCAUCGUGGUCACCUUGUACAAGAAGUCCUACCUCCUCACCCUCAGCAACAAGUUCGUCUUCAGCCUGACGCUGUCCAACUUCCUGCUGUCCGUGCUGGUGCUGCCCUUCGUGGUGACCAGCUCCCUUCGGCGGGAAUGGAUCUUCGGGGUGGUCUGGUGCAACUUCUCCGCCCUCCUGUACCUGCUCAUCAGCUCGGCCAGCAUGCUCACCCUCGGGGUCAUUGCCAUCGACCGCUACUACGCUGUCCUGUACCCCAUGGUGUACCCCAUGAAGAUUACGGGGAACCGAGCCGUGAUGGCUCUUGUCUACAUCUGGCUCCACUCCCUCAUCGGCUGCCUGCCGCCUCUCUUCGGUUGGUCUUCCGUGGAGUUUGACGAGUUCAAGUGGAUGUGCGUGGCCGCGUGGCACCGGGAGCCCGGCUACACGGCCUUCUGGCAGAUCUGGUGCGCCCUGUUCCCCUUCCUGGUCAUGCUCGUGUGCUACGGCUUCAUCUUCCGCGUGGCCAGGGUCAAGGCCCGCAAGGUGCACUGUGGCACGGUGGUCCUGGGGCAGGAGGACGCCCAGGGGACCGGGCGCAAGAACUCCAGCACCUCCACCUCCUCCUCGGGCAGUCGGAGGAACGCCUUCCAGGGCGUCGUCUACUCCGCCAACCAGUGCAAAGCCCUCAUCACCAUCCUGGUGGUGCUGGGCGCCUUCAUGGUCACCUGGGGCCCCUACAUGGUGGUCAUCACCUGCGAGGCCCUCUGGGGGAAGAACUGCGUCUCCCCGCGCCUGGAGACCUGGGCCACGUGGCUGAGCUUCUCCAGCGCCGCCUGCCACCCCCUCAUCUACGGCCUCUGGAACAAGACGGUUCGCAGGGAGCUGCUGGGCAUGUGCUGCGGGGACCGGUAUUACCGGGAGCCCUUCGUCCAGCGGCAGAGGACGUCCCGGCUCUUCAGCAUUUCCAACAGGAUCACAGACCUGGGCCUGUCCCCACACCUCACGGCGCUCAUGGCAGGCGGACAGCCCCUGGGGCACAGCAGCAGCACGGGGGACACGGGCUUCAGCUUCUCCCAGGACUCAGGGACGGACGUGAUGCUGCUUGAAGACUACCCGUCUGAUGACCAGCCUCCCCUCCACUCCGCUUUCCCACCCAAGAGGAGGAGCUCGGUGACGUUCGAGGAUGAAGUAGAAAAGAUCAAAGAAGCUGCCAAGAACCCCAUCCUCCACGUGAAGGCCGACGUGCACACCUCUUUGGACAGUUAUGCAGACAGCCUGGCCAAAGCCAUCGAGGCGGAAGCCAAAAUCAACCUGUUUGGGGAGGAGGCAUUGCCUGGGGUCUUGAUGGUGGCCCGGACCAUCCCAGGGGCCGGCUUUGGGGGCAGCGGAGGCAGCCGAGCCCUCGGGAGCCAGAGACUCCAACUGCAAAAAAUCGAGGAGGGGAACGUUCCAGCUGCGGAACAGAAAUGAGGGCCUCGGGCUGGCCCACAGCCCACCGAGCCGGGGCCCUGGGAACUCGGGUAGGAACGGCAUCUGGGGUGCAGCCACCAGAAAAAACACCGAGAACUGUGUCCAGGCCAGGAACUCCGUGUCUGCGAGCCCACCCGCGGGCUCCUAGAUCCCAGUGAUGGGACCAGAGGCAUCAAAAGCACAAAGCAGAGCAAAUGGAGGUGUGGAUUGGCUUUCUGGGAGGUGGGGCACCGGUGGGGCCCAAGACCAGCUGGGGGAACCCCAGGGCAGGUCAUGUUCUUUUGUUCACAUCUGCUACUCACUGUCCCCCCAGAGAGGCUCAGGAGGGGGGCUCUUCCAGCGCACUGGGGCGGAGGGCACCCCAGGCUUCUUCAGGGUUGAAGCAGGCCAUGUGGGGUCCCUAGAGAACCCAGGAGCAGGGCCCCCACGCAGUUCCCAGGCCUCAGUGCUGGGUAUGACCUGGCAUCGGUGGAGCCACCUCUAGUGCUCACAGGGGCAGCCCCAGGCCACCUCCCUCUUCACUGAUUCUUUGCUAUUUCGAAAGAAGGGAGAGAGAAACCACUAUAACAGACAGGAGGAAGGAGCGGAAGGCGGAUGCUUCAUUUCCAAGAAUUAUACUGUUUGGCUAGGACACGCCUGGACGGCCGGCCGGAGCCAGCACCUGCACGCCCGCCCAGCUCCACCUCUUCUUCCUCACGUCACCUGCACUUCCUAGCACCUCUCUGUGCAGCCGGGGAGAUGGGAUGAGGGAGUGGGUCGUCAGAGUGAAUGGUCUCCAAGAUCGUUUCCAGCUGCGAUCUCUGAUGUUCUCUGUAAGUUAGAGAUAGGAAAAGAAAAGGGACCCACGGGCCCAUGUUGGCACAGCUUCUGCGUGACUGCGGACAGAGACUGAGGCCCAGGCGUGCGGGCUCCCCGGCUUGUCUGCUCAGAAUGCGGCCUGCAAGGGGCCAGCGUGGAGGAGAGACGCCUCCCAGGGGGGCAGUGGGUUCACGUGGUUACACCUCGCCCCAACCCUUGGAGCUGGUCCUCAGUCUGCAGUUUGCAAAGACCUUUGCCGAGACCUGGGAGCGUGCACCUUCGUGGUGAUUAGCUUAAGGCCAGCUGUCGGUUCUGGGUGGGAGGGAAGGAGCGGAGGCAUCUUCACCUGCGGGUUCUGCUAAGGAGACGGGCAAGUCAGGCUGCUCUCACUCCGUGGCAUUCCUCAGAGCGCUUUAUCUCCUUUCUCUAAUCUUCCUAGCACUUGUCGGUUGUAAAGGGACCAUAUUCCUGACCACUGGCCUGCACAGAGGUGGAGCAGGGCGACCACCUUCACUGCUUCGUUGGGGUGACCUAAGGCUCACUGGUGAGGCCUUUCUGAUGCAGCACAUUUGGCUGGGAACCCGGGGGUUGGAGUGCGUGUCCCUGGGCUGCACUGGGCGGGCUCGAGGGAGAGUCCUGAGACCCCAGGUCCGCACUGGCUGGUCGCAGACUAGCUGGGAUUUACUAGGAUUAAAUCUAAACUUAUCUGGAAAUGCCACAGGUCACAGAAGGACUCACUGUUUCCUUCUUUUCUACUGAGGACCAUUCAUUUAUUCAUCUCCAGGCCCCGCACGUCACCUGUGCAGAGCACCAAGCUCGGCCCGUGAGCAAUGGCAUGAACGUGUUUACACACUCACUUAGGGACGGACCUGGGGGAUACGGAUGCUGGUAAACAGCAAAGCCGAGUAAUUAUUGUGGAGAGAACUGUGAGCUCCGGGGGGAGGUGACUAUGCUCCGUGGAGGUGGCAGUGUGAGCCAAGCCUUGGAGGGUAUCUGGCAGCUAGAACCAUAUUUUGCAUAUUGCAUAAUCGAGAAUUCAGUUGCCAUGAAGCCUGGGAGGACGGGAGGAGGGAGCAGGGAGCCGGUGGGUGGGGAGGGGUGGGAAGGCCCAUGCGCUCUGAAGCUUCCGAGAGGCGUUUCUGAGGACCCUGCCAUGAAUGCAGGUUGGAACCCAGGCCCAUCACUUUAUACCUCUGUGCAGUGGCUACAUGGACAGUGGCAGGUGGGACUGUUGGCCACUUGUCCACAACCUCUGUCCUGCAUCUCUGGUUGUGACAGGACCGAGUUUAGGGCUGUUGCCAUCUCUGCGCCUUUCGUUGAGAUCGCCACUUGAUGGUCCCUGUCCUGUGCCUGCCCAGAUGCCAGGCUUGGGGCUGUUAUGACCCAGAGGCACUGGGAUCCCCACCCCCCAGCACUGGGCUUCCUGGCCUGGGAAGACUGGAGUUCAGCACCUUAGCCACCAGGUGGCAGCAGUGGGGAGCACUAAGGAAACACUUGAAGGCUUGCCUCAGCAGAGCUCUGGCUUUGAACUUGUCUCCACCUUGGUCCUCAACCUUGGAAGGACCACCCAGCUUGCUCACACGUGUGACCCCUUUUGGGGCGGCAGGUUCUGCCCCUGCUCAGCUAUGAGAUCUUAAGCAACUGCCAAGAGGCAGGGCUGAGGACCAAGACCAGGGCCACCUGGUGCUAACGCGUUUUCUCAUCCCAGGAGCUGCUGUGGCUUCUGUCCACCUGAGUGACCAGUGAGACUAAUCAGUAUUUGCAGUCGGCCAGGGAGCGGGGGCGGAGGGGGUGGCAGGAGGGAAGAAGCGUGUUCCAUGCAGCAAGAGAUCUUAGCCUGUUAGGGUUUGCUGCAGGAAUACGUUCCACCGGACUCGCUGAGACACCUGCGCAUGAGGCGUGUGUCUGGACGGAGCCCAGGAUACUCUCUGGUGUCUAGCUCUGGCCCCACUGCUCUGUCUGGGAGGAACUGAGGGUGCGUGGCUAUGAGGGCAAGCCCAGAACUGGCAGGUGCUGAGCACCUACUGUGUGCCUGACGGUGGAGAAUUCUGUGCCUGUUGUGCGGCUUCUGUUAGGCCCUUGAGGGCUCUCGUUCCAUGUCCGUGUGCGUGCACGUGAGCGACACGGGAACAGUGCGGACUUGGCUGGGCUGAGUUCUGGGUUCAGACCCACGCGGCUGCUGAGUAGUUGGGUGUUGUUGGGCCAGUUCAUUUUUCUGCAUCGGUUUUCUCAUCUGUGAGGUUUCAUAACCUGUUUCUUGUGGGGACAUAGAAUGCAGGCCCCCCCACGGGAGGUUACGUGGAUUAAAGCUCCCGCACCACACGUGGGACACAGUGGUGCUGAGCCACUAGGGUCUUGUCCAUGACUAGGCGGGUGUCCUAUUCUUGUCUCAUAGGGACCCCUCAGGAGCUGUUAUCCUAGGUCAGAGGUGUUGAGGCUUCUGCAGUGGGAAUGGUCCUGUUUGCUGAGCAGCACAAGACCUGGGAUGGAAGGGAUGUGGUGAGGAAGGGGAGCGCGAGAGGAGGGGAAGGUGUGGGGCAUUGGGAGCUGCAGAGGUCUGAGGAGCACAGUGUCUGUCCAAGGUGAUGGCCUGGGGCCUGGUGUAGACCCCGUGUCACGGCACCAGCUCGACCUCCUGGCCCAGAAGAGACGCCCCGGAGGAGACUCGGCCUGGGCCCUGCGGCCAGCUCCGUCCUGCAGGACAGUGACUGCGUGGCGGUGGCUCUUGGGUUCAGAUUCUCCGAUCCUCCACCCUGAGGAAGUCAGUGCAGGGACAGGAGUCCAUGCUGCUACCCCAGUGCGUGCAGAACCCCAAGGUGAACCCUGGGGGGCUGGCGGAAAAUCACCGUUUUCACCUGAAGCAAAGGAAAAUGGCUGAGUCGUAUAUGGACAAGAGGAGGCAGAGUGGACACUCCUGGGUUGGGGACAGACAGAAUCCAGGGGGACCUAGGAAGUGAAGAAGUGUCCAUAGUCUUGAGGUGCAUGACACCAGCGUCAGGGCCCAGUGCCGGGUCUUGGCCACGUGACUGAGGAAGGAGUCAGCUGUGCAGCUCGAGGACGAGCAACAGUGAAGUCAUUACCAGGAGGCAGGCCGGCGGCUUCCUUGUGGAGAAAGAGCUGGUAACGGAGUGAGUGCCCGGAGGCUGAACACCUGCUUGCCCGGCCUGCAGAAACGAGACGCGGGGACAUGGUUGAAUUCCCGGAAGGACUCGUAGCACAGACUCCCUGCAGACCAGCAGGGCACCAUUUUGCUCCACGUUAUUUUAGGGUCUAACACACGGAGCUGUUCAUUUCCCCAGGAAGCAUGCUCCUGAGCAGUAGUAACAGCUUAGGAAUUCCAGGCCACUUGCUGUUCCUUUUGACACCACCAUUUUGCAAUGUCACCAAUCACAGGCAAGUCGGCCCCUCCCGGGGCAAGGACCCUCCUGGGGCCUGGGCAGGCGGGGCCACCCCAGGGCAGUGGGAGGAGCCGUUGGCGCGGGCGCAGGGGUCCAGCUGUGGACCUUCGGAGGGGAGUCCUGGGCUGUGUUCUGGCGAUGGAACCCUGGAUGCAAACGUGGUUAAAAACCAACCUUCAAACAAAACAAUGACAAGCUAGUCUGGAAAUACAUUUCACUUGGAAUUAUUGUUUUGUUUUUUUAAAACAAGACAAUGUUUAGAGUUAUUAUAAAUCAAUAUUUAUAAACAAAAGUGCAUUUAGCAUAGCUGUGUUCACCUGAUGAAAUGUUUUUGGCACGUGUA
Messenger RNA from Myotis lucifugus (little brown bat), 6373 nucleotides. It is a transcript of the gene GPR161, whose product is annotated as G protein-coupled receptor 161. The coding region runs from base 194 to 1834 and encodes 546 amino acids. Gene Ontology annotation, biological process: G protein-coupled receptor signaling pathway. The record is from RefSeq and is a predicted model, not a curated record. Gene Ontology annotation, molecular function: G protein-coupled receptor activity. The transcript is spliced from 6 exons. Lineage: Eukaryota; Metazoa; Chordata; Mammalia; Chiroptera; Vespertilionidae. Gene Ontology annotation, cellular component: membrane; recycling endosome.